AACAUUUUCCAUCGUGUAUUUCCGGGAAGUUGUUUUCGUGGCGGAGAACGUACACGAGCAACUUCUGUGUAAUGUUUUUAUAAAAUAAAACAAAAGUCUUCCGUGUUUGUAUUUUAUCACAGCGAAAGAACUCAGAAGAAGUAAUGUUUAAUCUGCAAAACACGAACUAACAGCUCGGGGUCUUAGAGAAUAACCUCUGGAUGUUGGGGCUGCGGGCUCUGCUUGGGAUCGGGGUCCUAGUGACAUCACGAGGAGGUGGGCUUCUUGCUCAGAAGGGGGUGUGUCCACUGCUUGGUGGGAAUAGCCCUCUCAGCCGGGAGUGUCCCAGACACCAGUCCACCAUGGCCCAGGCAGUCAAAUUCCUCAGUCAGGAGGAGGCCCAGCACAUCGACGAGGAGCUCUUCACUGAGUACCAGUACAGCGUAGACCAGCUGAUGGAGCUGGCGGGGCUGAGCUGUGCCACAGCUGUUGCUCGGGCGUACCCCCUGGACUCCCUGCUGAAACCCAGGCCAACAGUGCUGGUGGUGUGUGGCCCAGGAAACAAUGGGGGAGAUGGGCUUGUCUGCGCUCGCCACCUCAAGCUCUUUGGUUAUGAACCUACCAUAGUGUACCCGAAGCGGCCCAACAAGCCCCUGUUCCAGAACCUCACAGUCCAGUGUGAGAAGAUGGACAUCCCAUUUCUGCCGGAGAUGCCCAGCGAGGAGGUGGUGAUUGACGAGGCCUACAACCUGGUGAUCGAUGCCAUCUUCGGCUUCAGCUUUCAGGGUGCGGUUCGUGAACCCUUUGGCUCCAUCAUCAGCACACUGAAGAAGGCCACAGUGCCCAUUGCCAGCAUUGACAUCCCUUCAGGCUGGGAUGUGGAGAAAGGCAGUCCUGACGGCCUACAACCAGACCUGCUCAUUUCUCUCACGGCUCCCAAGAAGUCAGCAAGACACUUCCGUGGCCGUUACCACUUCCUGGGGGGUCGGUUUGUGCCUCCGGCUCUGGAGAGGAAGUACCAGCUGAACCUGCCCCAGUACCCAGGCACAGACUGUGUGUUACAGCUGUCAUAGCCUUGCACCCAACCACAACACCCCCCCCCCCCCACCGGUAGCCAUGGAAAAAGAGCACAGCUUGAGUAUGUAAAAUUUGCAGCCAAACAGCACUACAUGGCCUGAGUACACUUAGGAAAUUUAAUGUAGGGAAAGGGGAUUGAAAAAUAUAUUCUGUCACUGAGUAAUUCCAGUGGCUCAGUGUAAGGUGACAAAAAAAAAACUCUUUCUGUAUCUAUGGGUGUGAAAUUUGUUUCUCUUCUGAGUUUUGUUUUGCAACUCCCCUAAAGUCUGUAAUCUUACCAAAUUUGCUUUAUUCGAUCCCAAAAUGAUUUUUUCCUAAAGCAAAUAAACUAUUCAGUCCUUAUAA
This is a messenger RNA of Scleropages formosus (Asian bonytongue), 1401 nucleotides long. RefSeq names its product NAD(P)HX epimerase (gene naxe). Gene Ontology annotation, molecular function: NAD(P)HX epimerase activity. Lineage: Eukaryota; Metazoa; Chordata; Actinopteri; Osteoglossiformes; Osteoglossidae. The record is from RefSeq and is a predicted model, not a curated record. The transcript is spliced from 7 exons. Gene Ontology annotation, cellular component: mitochondrion. Bases 201 to 1052 code for a protein of 283 amino acids.